Molecule: messenger RNA, 6065 nt
Organism: Xyrauchen texanus (razorback sucker)
Lineage: Eukaryota; Metazoa; Chordata; Actinopteri; Cypriniformes; Catostomidae
Gene: myom1a
Product: myomesin 1a (skelemin)
Exons: 37
Coding region: 207-4583 (1458 amino acids)
Molecular function (GO): protein binding
Source: RefSeq, a predicted model, not a curated record
GCAAUCUGCAGAGUGGCAGCAUUAUUUUUGUUCAGUGGAGUCCCGUACUGUUGGCUGCCCCAUACCCGCCGCUGUGUCUGGAUUUUCACUCGCUUCUCAUUUUUUGGAGUUUGCACCGUCUUCCUUAUUUUUCCUGCAAUUUUGACUUGGCUGCAAACAGAGAUAGAUAAAGGGUUCCUUGGGCCGAACUGAAAAGAACCUUCAGGAUGUCAGGAUCCUUAAAACUACAAAUGGAACAACAGGAACGGGACCUUGAGACGCGAUAUGAGAGCUGCUAUCACCAAAGCUCCUUGUCAUCUGUUAGCCGCCAGUCUUAUGCUGCUUAUACGAGCAGCCAUGGGUACAAGACCUCAGUGAAGAAGGAGAAGAAAGUGAGCACAAUCCCCAAAAAAGACAAGCGCUCCUACCUGGCAUUGGACAAAGAAAACGAGGUCAUUGGAUACGUUGUGCCAGUCUUUAGAAGCAGUCAUUUAGCCACUCAGGAACUGAUGGAGUCUCAGGAGGAAGUGAAGGAAGAGGGUGUGGGGUAUGUCGUGAUGAGAAACCUGUUCUCCAGAGAGACUGACUUCAAGAUGAAAACUGAGAAGAAGACCAGGGAGACCAGUAUGAGAGAGUCUGCCGAUCGCCUUGCUCUGGGCAGAAAGAUGCACGAGAGAGCAGAAUUCCAGAAGAAGAUGAAUCCAGACAGUUUGACUCACCUCCCAGAGUUUACUUUGAAACCACGUGGUCAGACCGUGUGGGAGGGGAAGAGUGUGAAACUGCACUUCACUGUGGCUGGAUGGCCCAAACCCCGCGUCGCUUGGUACAAAAACAACGUUGUAAUCGAUGUCAAGUCUCACCCUGAGAAGUACAUCACAGAGAGCCAAUACAACAUGCAUUCUCUGGAAAUCAUAAACUGUGAUUUUAGUGACACUGCUGAAUAUCGGAUCUCUGCACUCAAUGUGAAGGGAGAGAGUUCUGCUUUUGCCCAUGUCAUUGUUAAAAGAUUCAAGGAUGGAGAAGCAGUGAUUGAAAGGCCUCAUGGUUACAGCCCUGAAUAUGGUGUCACCUUCUAUACGACCAUUAUUGACAAGUUUGGUGUUUCAUUCGGCCAUGAGGGAGAGACCAUGAGUUUGGGCUGUACUGUCAUUGUCUACCCCAAUGUCAAGCGCUACCAGCCAGAGAUUGUGUGGUACAGAAAUGGUGUCAUCUUGUCAGCUUCUAAGUGGGUGAACAUGCACUGGAGUGGUGAGCGAGCCAUUUUGACACUUGUUCACCUCAACAAAGAAGACGAGGGUCUCUACACCCUCCGUGUCAACACCAAGUCUGGCUUCGACACCCAUUCUGCUUAUGUAUUCGUCAGAGAUGCUGAAGUGGAGGAGGAAGGGGUUCCUGUUGCUCCUCUUGAUGUGCGUUGUCACGACGCUAAUAAAGAUUAUGUGGUUGUUACCUGGAAGCAGCCAGCAGUGGAGGGGAGCAGUUCCAUCAUGGGCUACUUCAUUGACAGGUGUGAAGUUGGCACUCAUCACUGGGCUCAGUGUAAUGACACUCCCGUGAAGUAUGCCCGUUUUCCUGUCACCGGGCUUAUUGAGGGCCGUUCCUACUCCUUCAGGGUGCGAGCCCUCAAUAAAGCCGGAGUGAGCCAUCCAUCUCGUGUCUCUGAUCCUGUAGCUGCCAUGGACCCAGCAGAUCGGGCCCGCCUUAGAGCUGGUCCCUCUGCUCCAUGGACUGGAAUGAUCAAAUUCUCUGAGGAAGACCCUACAGUGGGGGUUGUCCCUGGUCCGCCCACUGACCUGGCUGUCACUGAAGCUACUAAGAGUUACGUGGUAUUGAGCUGGAAGCCACCUGUGCAGAGAGGACAUGAGGGCGUCAUGUAUUAUGUGGAGAAGUGUUUGGUGGGUACAGACACAUGGCAGAGGGUGAACACUGGGAUACCAGUUAAGUCCCCACGCUUUGCCCUGUUUGACCUUGCUGAGGGUAAAUCUUACAGCUUCCGUGUGCGCAGCUGCAACUCUGCCGGAGUUGGAGAGCCAUCGGAAGAAACUGGGGCAACCACUGUAGGAGAUAGAUUGGACCUGCCGUCUGUCCCAGGGCCUGUUGUUCCCACCAGAAACACUGACUCCUCUGUGGUGGUGACCUGGGGUGCAUCCAAGGAGGUUAAGAAUCUGGUGGGAUAUUACAUCGAAGUUAGCAUCAGUGGCAGUAAUGUGUGGGUUCCAUGCAACAACAAGCCAGUCAAAGGCACAAGGUUUGUGUGCCACGGGCUGAAAACAGGGGACAAUUGCGUGUUUAGGGUGAAGGCGCUGAACGCUGCAGGAUACAGUGAAAGCACCAGCGAAUCUGAGGUCUGCCUUGUGAAAGCAGGCAUUGCUCUCCCAAGCCCUCCCACUGGUGUGACCCUGCUGGAGAGCGCUCGUGACUAUAUGGUGCUGGGCUGGCAAGCUCCUGCUAAGACAGGUGGAGCAGACAUCAGAGGUUACUAUCUAGACUACAGAACAGUUAAGGAUGGAGUCACAAGCAAGUGGCAUGAGCUUAACCUCCAGGCAGUCACUGCCACAUCUUAUAAGGUGACAGACUUGAAGGAAAACGUUUUCUACCAGUUCCAGGUGCGUGCAUUCAACCAGACUGGUAUUAGUGAAGCCUCCUUACCCACUUUCCCCUUGGAGUGCAAGGAGUGGACUGUUGCUGUUCCAGGCCCUCCUCAUGGCCUACAUGUCCUGGAGGUCCGCAAGGACUCAAUGGUGCUUCUGUGGGAACCACCCACAUUCAAUGGCCGCAGCCCUGUGACUGGAUAUUAUGUGGACUUUAAGGAGGAAAAUGGCAAAUGGAGAUGUGUCCAAGAGAGAUCCACAAAGAUGACUUACAUGAAGGUAUCUAGUCUCCAAGAGGGCAUUUCCUACAGGCUGCGUGUCCAUGCUAAGAAUGUAGCAGGUGUUGGAGGACCCUCAAAAGCAACUAAUGCUAUUUUGGCACAGACCUGCCCUGGAACCAAUGAGAUUGUUGUGGAUGUGGAUGACGAUGGUGUGAUCUCUUUGAUCUUUGAGUGCGCCGACCUUAAAGAGAGUUCUCAGUUUGUGUGGUCUAAAAACUACACGGCCCUCACUGACACUUCUCGUCUCACCAUUCAAACUGUUGGGGACAAGUCCAGAGCUAUAUUUAAAGACCCAUCUGUGGAGGACUUGGGCAUUUACUCCUGUGUGAUAACCAACACUGAUGGAGUGUCUGCCAGCUACACUCUCACUGAGGAAGGACUUAAGCGCUUGCUGGACAUCAGCCAUGACCACAAGUUCCCAAUAAUUCCCUUCGAAUCUGAAAUGGCCAUUGAGCUUCAGGAGAAGGGACGAGUCCGUUUCUGGGCCCAAGUUGCUAAGUUUACUUCCAACUGCCAAGUGGAGUAUGUUUUCAAUGAUAAUAUCAUCACUGAAGGAAAGAAGUACACAAUGAACUUUAACCAGAGCACUGGCAUCAUCGAGCUAUUUAUGGACUUAUUGGAAGUCACUGAUGAAGGAACCUUCACAUUCAACCUUGUUGAUGGCAAAGCAAAAGGUCGGACAAGCUUAGUGCUUAUUGGAGAAGAGUUCGCAGAGCUUCAGAAGAAAUCUGAGUUUGAAAGAGCAGAGUGGGUCAGAAGACAAGGUCCUCACUUUGUGGAGUACCUAAGUUUCGAGGUCACCCCAGAGUGUGACGUGCAUUUAAAAUGCAAGGUUGGAAACAUCAAACCUGCCACUGAGAUUGCCUGGUUUAAGGAUGGAAUUGAGAUUGAAGAAGAUGACGAGGAUGCUAAGAAGAUUGGAAAAACUGCUGAAGAGCUGAUCUUUGAUAUUGGCAAGAUUUCAAAGAAAUAUGCUGGAGUAUAUGAGGUCAAACUGAAGGAUGAGAGAGGAAAGGACAAAACCUUACUGAAUCUGACAGAAGCAGGUUAUCAGGCAGUGCUGAACGAAGUGUUUAGAAUUAUUGCCAACUCUUCUACUGAGCUCAAGGUUAUGAGUACAGAACAUGGCAUCAUUUUAUCCUCCUUUGUUGUGCACUACAUUGAAGAGCUCCGUGUUGGCUGGCUUCACAAAGAAUCCAAGAUCUCCCACUCAGACAGAGUGCAGUGUGGAGUCACUGAAGAACAGCUGUGGCUUAAAAUUAAUGAGCCCACAGAGAAGGAUAAGGGCAAAUAUGCCAUUGAUAUCUUUGAUGGCAAAGGUGGUAUCAAGAGGGUCAUUGACCUGUCAGGACAAGUAUGGGAGGAAGCAUUUGAAGAAUUCAAGAGGCUGAAGGCGGCAGCCAUAGCAGAGAGAAAUCGUGCUCGUGUUAUAGGUGGCCUGCCAGAUGUUGUCACCAUUCAGGAGGGCAAGUCUCUGAACCUCACUGGCAAUGUAUGGGGUGAUCCUGUUCCUGAGGUCAGCUGGAUAAAGAAUGAGAGACAGCUGGUGUGUGAUGAGCGCUACUCACUGAAGUUUGAGCAUGGCAAGUUCGCCAGCAUCACCAUCGCUGCUGUUUCCACUACCGACUCAGGGAAAUAUGCCCUGCUGGUGAAGAACAAGUAUGGCACAGAGGCAGCAGAGUUUACUGUCAGUGUCUAUUUCCCAGAGGACGAAGUGGAGAAGAAAGAGUAAAGAGAGACACAGAGGGAGAGAGGAGUUAAAAAAAUUACAAAAUCUUAAAAUAAAAAAAUCUUCCAUAGCCUUUUAAUUCAAAAUAUGCCCACUCACUGUGUAAUAUUGUUUAUAUAUAGGAAGGCCAUACAUGUUUGUGAUCACAGACACCAUGAAAAAUAUUAGAGCAGGGCUGUGUGCUGUGGGCCAUUUAGCCAUGGUUACCUGGUUUUACUGGGGUUUCAAACUACACUUAACCCAGGGUUAAGGACACAUUUGACCCUAGUUUAAGCAACAUUUCACACAUGUAAUUUUAAAAGCUUGUUAGCACUGCUUUAACCCUGGUUAUGAAACCCUUUUUCAGAGUUUUGGUAUCAGAGAUAUACAGUGUGAAUUACUAACUGAUGAUAAAAUAUGAACUGUGAAACAAGAUAGCACAUGAUUAUCUUAACCCAGUGUUAGUAAUGACCAUGCAGGCAAUAAUGAACAGUAUUAACAAUUGAGAUGACCAUGGUUUGAAUUAAAAAGCUUUGAGUGUUGCUUUAUAAGCACAAACUGGCACAUAAUAGUGCAAAAUUAGCAUGUACCUCAUCUGUUGUCUCAUUUUAAUUAAAAUUGGUUUGUCGUUUCCAGUGUGAAUCUACUGCUCCUUGAUACAAUGUAUCAUAUUAUAAAAAUUACCUAAAAUCCUCAUUCAAAGUAAAGUUAGUUCCAGAUUACUAAGCCACAAUUGUGAGUUAAUGAAUCUUUUGUCAAAUUGAGGUCUGUAAAAUUAAGAGAAACAAAUCUGCAUAAUCUAAUUUGUUGUUUUAUGUUUAAUGUUAUAUGUCUGCUUUUCUGGCUUGAUGCAUUUUGUGUCUUUAUUUGUUGUAAACACUACAAUGUGGUCAUGAUAAAGAGUAGUGUCAGUGGCACUGUUGUAAGGCAGUUUUAUUUGCAUAUGUUCUUCAGAUAGCACAGUAUCCUUUGGUGACCCUUACAAAAUUCAGAAAUUCAUGGCAAAUUUGCCACAGAACAUUUUCAGCAUACAAAUGUGCUUUGUGGCAAACUUGCAGCAAAUUGUCCAUUGUUGCCAAAGGUUUGCCAGAGGCUCACCACUACCAGAGAAGAGCUGCAAACUUCUGGUUAACAUUUGCAGCAAAUUACAAGCUCAUUUGCAUGACAAGCUGCAAAUGUGCAAGUUUGCUGCUAGUUUAGAUUUUUUUGUACUAGUGCCUCUCAGAUAUGGCUAUUUUUUUUUCAGAUCUUUUGCCAUUUUGUGCAUUCUUAUCAGCUGACACAGAUCUUAAUCUCAAAACUAAUAGACAGUGCUAUGGAAUAAAUUAACCCCUUGCAAUGCAGAAAAUGUGUCUGAAUUGAUAACCUGUCCAGCCUGGAUUAUAAGGCCCUGUAAUGUGUGAAUAUUGUUUUUUAAUUAUAUAAUUUCAUAGUAAGCUAAUCAAAUAGCCCAUGUAGGCACUAAUAUGCUAAAUGUACCAAAUAGCCCAAAGCAGAUAUUACUAU